Messenger RNA from Toxorhynchites rutilus septentrionalis, 3198 nucleotides. RefSeq lists its product as uncharacterized. Bases 1 to 3198 code for a protein of 1065 amino acids. NCBI's taxonomy places the organism in Eukaryota, Metazoa, Arthropoda, Insecta, Diptera, Culicidae. The record is from RefSeq and is a predicted model, not a curated record. The transcript has 2 exons.
AUGGCAUCGAAAAUAAAACGGGAUCUCCGCAAAACUAAGAAACUAAUUAUUCGUCGAAACAACAUACUUGGCUCAGCGAGAUUGAUAAAGGUUUUCGAUACUAACUACGUGCAUGAAACUGAUUUUCCUCAAUUGAAGUUCCGCAUUGAGAAGCUGGAUUCUCUCUGGGACGAGUUUAAUGAUGUGCAAGCUGAGAUAGAACUAGAUCAUGAGGUUACUGAUGAGAUUGCUGAAGAAAGAGUGUCGUUUGAAGAAGUUUACUUUCAACUCAAAGGAUCUUUGACCAGUAAGCUCGUAAAUGUGACCCCAUCGACCACCUCUAUGUCCUCAUCGCCUGUCGCCCCACCUACACAGACCUUCAAUGUCCGCCUCCCGGAACUUAAAAUACCAGAGUUCAAGGGAGAUUUCGAUGAAUGGAUGAACUUUCAUGAUUUGUUCGUCAGUCUCAUUCACACCAAUCAGCACCUUUCAUCCAUUCAAAAAUUUCAAUAUUUGAAAGCGGUACUUCGGUUGGUACAAUCGCUAGCUGUAACUGCAACAAACUAUGGUAUUGCUUGGGAUCUUUUGAAAAGAAGGUUCGACAAUCGGAACUUUCUAAUAAAGCAACAUUUUUCUGCUCUGCUUUCCACUCCAUCGUUGAAGAAGGAAUCCUCAUCUGCACUUUCGGAUCUUGUUGAUACGUUUGAAAAGCACAUUGGCGUGCUUGAUAAGCUAGAAGAGACGAGGGAACACUGGAACUCUUUUUUGGUGGAACUUCUCAGUAGCAAGCUAGAUCAUACGUCAUUGAAAGAGUGGGAGAAUCAGUUGGUCGAAGAUGAAAGGCCAAAAUACAAAGAAUUAGUGUCAUUCAUCCAGAAACGGUCCCGAGUGCUACAAACCAUAACACUUUCUCAUACAUCGAUCGCUAAUAGUAAGACAGAUCUUCGCAUUCAUCGAGUGAAUGUUUCUUCUCAUUCCGCAAUUACAAGUGCGAAUGUAAAAAAUUGUGUGGUUUGUCGUAAAGAUACUCAUUCAACUUCGUCAUGUGAUGAAUUCCUAAAAUUACAACCGAAACAACGCUUCAGUAUAGCUAAAAGGCAUGGUCUGUGCUUGAACUGUUUGAGGUCUUCGCAUUUGGUGAAAGACUGCCCUUCUAGCUCUUGUCGGACAUGCAACAAGCGCCAUCACACAUUGUUGCAUAUAAACACUUCCAACACAUUGGCUGUUCAGGUUGGUGAACUAUCGGAAGCACAUAACCAACCAUUAUUUGCUUCACAAUCGGCCACGGUCGUCGAGUCGUCUUCGUCGGUUGGUGCGUGCAUUGUCGAUCAAUCGCACGUGGUCCCUCGGGUAAUGGGAACGUCGUCGGGAGGCCAAGGUUAUUCGUUAAGGAACGUGUCGCCGUCUCCAGUUGUACCGUCAGGGCCAGCUCAAGGAUUGGUGACAAGCUGCGCUGCUAUCACUCCUCCCACAUUCACUACAAACACGAAUACAACGAUUUUCAUGCUCACGGCCUAUGUUCGGGUUCGUGACAUUGAUGGAACCUACUCAUAUGCUCGAGCUCUGUUAGACUCUGCAUCCGAGCGUAAUUUUGUGACCGAAAAUCUCGCGCAACGACUGCGCCUCAAACGAGAAAGAGCAGAUGUCGACGUGUACGGAAUAGGAAACAGCGUACAACGUGUAACACAUUUGGUUUCGGUCAGUUUAUCGUCACGAGUAGGAACUUUCAACGCCAAUAUAGACUUUCUAGUACUACCCAGCUUGACUAGAAUUUUGCCGUCAACAACAGUCGAUGUUUCGAAUUGGAUAAUUCCUCGAAGCCUACCACUCGCCGACCCGAAGUUUAACAUCGCUCAUGGUAUUGACAUGAUCAUUGGCGUGCAAUGGUUUUUCACGCUAUUGGAAAACGAACAAAUUUCUUUGGGUCCUCAGCUACCAAUACUACGCAAAACAGUAUUUGGGUAUGCUGUUGCAGGCGAUCACGCAAACCAAUCGCCAGUUAAAAUAACUGUUUGCAACGCAGCGAUCACUAUCGAUAAUCUCGCUGCUGCAGCAUUAUCCCUGGAGGAGCAACAUUGUGAAAAUCACUUCCAGAAAACCCAUUCCAGAGCCCCUGACGGUCGGUACGAAGUGCGGUUGCCGAUUCGUGAAGAAAUGUUAUGCGAACUGGGAGAGUCAUCACCGGUUGCACAUCGCAGAUUCCAAGCCAUGGAGAAAAGAUUUGUCAUUAAUCCCACGCUACAUUCCGACUACUGUAAAUUCAUGGACGAAUAUCAGUCACUUGGACACAUGGAAACAGUCGAGCCAGAACCGUCUAUUCCCCACUUCUAUCUACCUCACCACGCUAUAUUGCGACCUGAUAGUGCAACGACUAAGACCCGAGUCGUUUUUGAUGGUUCGUGUAAAUCAACAAGCAAUCUGUCGCUCAACGAUAUUUGCUACAUCGGUCCGACAGUUCAGCCACCUCUUCUCGCCAUAAGCUUAAAUUUUCGGAUGCCCAAAUACGUUGUUACAGCUGAUGUCGAAAAAAUGUAUCGACAAAUCAGGGUGUACAAGCUAGAUCGCACGCUGCAGCAAAUAUUUUGGAGGAAAUCUCAGAGCGAAUCAUUGAAAACCUACCAACUUAAAACCGUUACUUACGGUACAGCAUGCGCACCAUUCCUCGCCACCCGUUGCUUGAACCAGCUCGCGGAUGACGAACAGGAUCAUUUUCCGUUGGCAGCUCGACUACUAAAGAAAUCCUUCUAUGUUGACGAUUGUUUGGCUGGAGAUGACGAUAAAGAUAGAACAAUCGAAAGCUGUAAGCAACUAAUUCAACUACUUGCUUCUGGGGGCUUCUUGCUCAGGAAAUGGAGCUCGAAUGAUCCAGAAAUCCUUUCCCACAUUCCGGAAUAUCUCCGUGAUAACCGAGAUGAUCUUGAAAUCGACAAAUCUAGCUCGGUCAAAACCCUCGGAUUAAUUUGGCAUCCACUCAUUGAUUCUUUUGGAUUCAAGGUUCCACUACUUUCACCCUCAAUACCAAUCACGAAAAGGAUAGCACUUUCGGAAAUGUCCAGGUUGUUUGAUCCCAUGGGACUUGUGGGAGCAGUAAUCGUGUCCGCCAAAAUCUAUUUACGUCCCUGUGGUCGAAUUCGUUUACUUGGGAUGAGGAGUUACCACUCGGCUAUCAAAACUGGUGGGAAACCUUUAGGACUGAAAUUCAAGUGCUUUCGACCUUGA